AUGGCCACAAUUACCUGCACCCGAUUCACUGAAGAAUAUCAGCUCUUUGAGGAACUGGGCAAGGGUGCCUUUUCCAUCGUUAGAAGGUGUGUGAAAGUGUUAGCCGGUCAAGAGUAUGCAGCCAAGAUUAUCAACACGAAGAAGCUCUCAGCCCGAGAUCAUCAGAAGCUGGAGCGAGAGGCCCGCAUAUGCCGCCUGCUAAAGCAUCCAAAUAUUGUCCGACUCCAUGACAGCAUAUCAGAGGAGGGGCAUCACUACCUGAUAUUUGACCUGGUCACGGGUGGGGAACUGUUUGAGGACAUUGUGGCCCGAGAGUACUACAGUGAGGCUGAUGCCAGUCACUGCAUCCAGCAAAUCCUAGAGGCCGUGCUUCACUGUCACCAGAUGGGCGUGGUGCACCGAGACCUGAAGCCAGAGAACCUGCUCCUUGCGUCAAAGCUGAAGGGGGCCGCGGUGAAGCUGGCUGACUUUGGCUUGGCCAUCGAGGUGGAAGGGGAGCAGCAAGCAUGGUUUGGCUUUGCAGGGACACCAGGGUACCUCUCUCCAGAAGUUCUCCGAAAGGACCCAUACGGGAAGCCUGUGGAUCUUUGGGCAUGUGGUGUCAUCCUGUACAUCUUAUUGGUGGGAUACCCUCCUUUCUGGGAUGAGGACCAGCACCGACUAUACCAGCAGAUCAAAGCUGGAGCCUAUGAUUUUCCAUCUCCGGAAUGGGACACGGUUACCCCAGAAGCAAAGGACCUGAUUAAUAAAAUGCUCACCAUAAACCCCUCCAAGCGCAUCACAGCUGCUGAAGCCCUCAAGCACCCCUGGAUCUCUCACCGAUCUACAGUGGCCUCCUGCAUGCACAGACAGGAGACCGUGGACUGCUUGAAGAAAUUCAAUGCAAGGAGGAAACUGAAGGGAGCUAUCCUUACCACCAUGCUGGCCACCAGGAACUUCUCUGGAGGGAAGAGCGGGGGCAACAAGAAGAAUGAUGGUGUGAAGAAAAGAAAGUCCAGUUCCAGUGUUCAGUUAAUGGAAUCCUCUGAGAGUACCAAUACCACCAUUGAAGAUGAAGACACCAAAGUGAGAAAGCAAGAAAUCAUUAAGGUGACAGAGCAGCUGAUUGAAGCAAUAAGCAAUGGGGAUUUUGAGUCCUACACAAAGAUGUGUGACCCUGGGAUGACAGCCUUUGAACCUGAGGCUCUGGGAAACCUGGUCGAAGGCCUGGACUUCCAUCGAUUCUACUUUGAAAACCUGUGGUCCAGGAACAGCAAGCCUGUCCAUACCACCAUCCUGAACCCCCACAUCCACCUGAUGGGUGAUGAGUCAGCCUGCAUUGCCUAUAUUCGCAUCACACAAUAUGUGGACGCCAGUGGUAUCCCUCGCACUGCCCAGUCUGAGGAGACCCGCAUCUGGCACCGCCGGGAUGGCAAAUGGCAGAUCGUCCACUUCCACAGAUCCGGAGCACCUUCAGUCCUACCACAGGAAACUGAAGCCCCAAGAGGUCAAGUGACUUGCCUGCAAUCACACAGCUGAAGCUCCGAUUGGGUUGUGCACUCCUUGGCUGCACCACGGAGAUCCACCCUUCUUCAUCUGUGGCAUGUGGC
Messenger RNA from Vombatus ursinus (common wombat), 1589 nucleotides. RefSeq names its product calcium/calmodulin dependent protein kinase II alpha (gene CAMK2A). The record is from RefSeq and is a predicted model, not a curated record. NCBI's taxonomy places the organism in Eukaryota, Metazoa, Chordata, Mammalia, Diprotodontia, Vombatidae. The transcript has 20 exons. Gene Ontology annotation, molecular function: calmodulin binding; ATP binding; calcium/calmodulin-dependent protein kinase activity. Gene Ontology annotation, biological process: protein phosphorylation. The coding region runs from base 1 to 1518 and encodes 505 amino acids. Gene Ontology annotation, cellular component: cytoplasm; neuron projection.